AAAAAAUCUUAAAAAAAAAAAUAUCAGCAAUUUGAUAAACUGUCUGCUUCAGAAUGUACACAGAAGUUGAGGCUAAGAAAAUAGAACUGGUUGACUGGGGAAAGGCUACCAGCAAAGGCACUGUGACAGACCAAGUGCAAGGACCCAAAGAGAAAGUCAAUUCCAUGAAGUCCUGGCUGAGCAAGGUCGAAAGUCCCAGUUCUCUCACUGACUGCACGAACUUUUCUAAUGAGAAAACCAUCUCUAAACUUGAAUAUUCUAAUUUUAGUAUUCAAUAUUAAUAGAAAUAAAAAU
Messenger RNA from Hipposideros armiger (great roundleaf bat), 294 nucleotides. RefSeq names its product acylphosphatase-2-like. NCBI's taxonomy places the organism in Eukaryota, Metazoa, Chordata, Mammalia, Chiroptera, Hipposideridae. Bases 54 to 281 code for a protein of 75 amino acids. The record is from RefSeq and is a predicted model, not a curated record. Gene Ontology annotation, molecular function: acylphosphatase activity. The transcript has a single exon.